Molecule: messenger RNA, 2982 nt
Organism: Enterobius vermicularis (human pinworm)
Lineage: Eukaryota; Metazoa; Nematoda; Chromadorea; Rhabditida; Oxyuridae
Source: the annotation of a GenBank genome assembly
AUGAAAGAUGUUGUUCAACUUUAUUUCAUCACUAUACCAAUACAUAUUAAAAAUAAUCAGUGCAGCGCAAUUGCGCCGUUUCUAACUGUCGAUGAAUUGAGGUAUACCUUUGGAGUGAAACAUAUUAGUGAAGCUGUCAAUAUCCCGUCUUAUAAAACAAUCCUUCCAAAUGCUAAGUAUGGCGAUGACGGAAGUUUGGAAAGACUGCUGAUUAACGUUGACGAUGAGGAACAUAACUUAGAAUUUGAACCGACUCUCAAGCAGCUGGUUGUUCCGCAAUUUACCACUGUAUACCGAAAUGCUGACGGUAGCGGACGUUUGGAAGUAGGAAAAAUGCCAGAGAGUUGUCACUACCAUCACAGGUCCAACCAUACAUAUGCAUCGGCUAGCGUUUGUGAUGGCCAUUUUAAAGGUAUCAUAAUAAAACCAAGUGGAGUUUAUGUGAUUCAUCCAAUUCCAGACCGCUCUAAUCAUGGGCUACAUGUACUGUACAAACGAGAGGUUAAUCAAGAUUUUUGUGGGCUUGAUUUGGAAGUGACAGCUGGAGAUUUACUUGAAGCUGAGAAUGGUGUUCACGAGGAUGUUUUUGUUACUGGACAGCAACUUGCUCGAGAAGGCGACUUAAUUGUCGAGUUGGCAAUAUUUGUGGACGAAUUACUUUGGAAACAUUUUUAUUCACAACAUGGAACGAAUGCGGAGAAAAAGUUACAGGACUAUGCAUUAACAAUGCUUAAUAACAUACAGAUUAUGUACUACCAACCAUCAGCAGUUCCACAACUUACGUUUCAUGUUAUACGAUUUGAAGUUUUAACGUCACAACCAAGUGCUCUGGCACCCCAUUUACAUGACAACGGACAUGCACAAUACUACUUGAAAUGUUUUUGUCAAUAUCAAAAAAAUCUAGCAGUACGUGACUGGGAUCAUGCAUUGCUGUUGACCGGAUAUGAUAUUCAUCGAGGCAGCGGGUCUCGUUCAAUUAGUGGUAUCGCACGGUUAGAUGGUAUGUGCGAUCCAUGGAAUACUUGCACUCUUGCCGAAGGAUUAGAUUUUACUUCCGCAUUUAUUGGGACCCAUGAGCUUGGUCAUAGUGUCGGGAUGAGACACGACGAACCGUUUUGUCAGUCGACACACAUUAUGAGCUCAUCACUGGGACCUGGAAAACUUACAUGGUCGACAUGCAGUCUACGCGAUUAUCACCUUUUUCUCCAAAGACUUGACAUUUCCGGCCGAAAUUGUCUGAGGGUUUCAACACUUCCUGAAAAAUUGACAAUCCGUCCGGAUAUUAAACCUGGCCAAGUUUAUGAUGCUGACAGUCAGUGCCGCAUGAUGCAUGGUUCAACUUACAAGCAAGUAAAACCUCGCCGAGAUCACUAUGAUGGCAUUUGUUACAUGAUGUGGUGUGGACAAAAUACUUUUGGCAGAAUAAUAACUUCGCAUCCAGCACUGGAAGGUACAUUUUGCGGUCCGUCGAAAUGGUGCGAACUUGGACGUUGUAUACCUUGGCCAGGCAGUAGUGCUACUUCUUUGUCACAUCCCAAGCGUGUGGACGGUCAGUGGUCAAGCUGGAGUGAACCGUCGUGUCGUGAUUGCUCUUGUUCUGAUCUGAUUGGAAGCAUUGGUAUUGUGGUCUCUUCCCGCUCUUGUACAAAUCCGGCACCUGCAAAUGGUGGUUUUCAGUGCAUAGGCGCAAGUAAUCGGGCUCUCGUCUGCAAUCUACAUUGUUCUUCACAAGUUCAAACUGUAGAUCAGUACAUCAAUCAAAUAUGUGAACAGCACCGACGGUUGAGAAGCGAUCCGGAAUUAACUGGCACCGGUACUCAAAUGACUAGAUAUCCACAAAGGGCUUGCAAGGUAUUUUGUGAUGUUAAUGGCCGAACCGGCAGAAACUUCAGAUUUUUUGGUGACAAUUUGCCAAACGGUGCUAACUGUGGGCCGAACGCUUACUGUUUGGACGGCGAAUGUAUACAACUUUCUUGUGAAAACUACGCCUUAAUCACUCGCGACGUUGGUUGCCCAACGAAACGGUGCCCGCUAAACAACAGUCCUGCAGCAACUGGCCAGUGGUCGGUUUGGUCAACAUGGUCUGCUUGCUCACAGACUUGUGGUGGCGGCAUCGCUCAACGAGAUCGACAGUGCGAAAAUGGAAAAACUUGUGAAGGUUCAUCUACUGAAAGUAAAAGUUGCAACGAAAAUCUGUGUCCACAAACAUCUAUGUCGGGUAGCUGGGGAGAAUGGACAACGUGGAACCAGUGUUCAGUUACUUGCGGUAAAGGUUCACAAGCACGGUAUAGACGGUGUAAUGGGAGUGGACGUUGUAACGGCAACACAAUGCAAGUUCGACAGUGUGAUAUGGGUAUCUGUAAUGUCGGUGUAGUUGGGCUGUGGGGUAAAUGGACGGAAUGGUCUGCUUGUUCUGCAAGCUGUGGACCCGGAAUUAGAAUCAGAAACCGUUUCUGCACAAAAGAACCGUGCGAUGGAUCUGGCCAAUCUCGCAUGUCUUGUGAUCUAGGUCCGUGUGGAAGCAAUAUUGGUCACUGGUUAGAAUGGGGACCUUGGUCUGAGUGUACUCGUCCUUGCGGUACUGGAGCUCGGGCAAGAAGCCGGUCUUGCUCAAAAAUUGGCUGUAUCGGUAGCAGAGUAGAGCAAGAAACGUGUAAUACACAAACAUGCAACUACGCAGACGCCAUGUGGUCUGGCUGGUCCAGUUGGGGAUCAUGUUCAGUAUCUUGUGGCAUAGGAGAACAGCGCCGUACAAGACAUUGUCAGCAUGGUGAUUGUCAGGGUCCCUCGACAGAUACAGAACCUUGUGACCAAGGAGAAUGUAUUAAUGCUGAGGCAACUUGGGGGGGCUGGGGGUACUGGUCAGUAUGCAGUGAAACAUGUGGGCGCGGAACACGGAAACGAGUUCGUAAAUGCUACGGUAACGGUCGAUGUAAGGGGCAUGAAUACGAACGUGAAGAGUGUAACGAACGACGUUGCUAG